AUGUUCCCCACCGCCGCUCGUCUCUCCAAAGCCUCCCGCAGGCCACUCACUCCAAAGCGGGGCAACAAAGACUUCUACAAGGGCACUCGCCAGGCUGCCCUCCCAGGUGGCCACAGGACAGGUGCCCCAGGUCGUUUCAUCGUCCGCGGAUCAGGCAAGUACCGUCUUCUCGACGAAAAAGUGCGCGUGUUUGUUGCACCCCACGUCACCGAUAUCAACCAAUGCGAGCUCAAACCUUACGUGCACACUGAGACCCAUGUCACUGCCUCGCAAAGAAAGGACCUGUACUCCUUGAUGCCGCUCACACUGGGCGCACCAUCUCCACGCUGGCGUGAAACACGGAUUAAAAACCGUCUUUCUUCCGCGGUCAGCACAGGCAAGGAAGUGCCGACAGCGUUGCCAGAGGGUAAAGCCAAAGGAGGUGUCUUACAGUGGUUUAAAGGAAUCACACACAGUAAAGAGAAAACGGUAUAG
Molecule: messenger RNA, 474 nt
Organism: Pisolithus orientalis
Lineage: Eukaryota; Fungi; Basidiomycota; Agaricomycetes; Boletales; Pisolithaceae
Exons: 2
Coding region: 1-474 (157 amino acids)
Biological process (GO): translation
Cellular component (GO): mitochondrial large ribosomal subunit
Molecular function (GO): structural constituent of ribosome
Source: RefSeq, a predicted model, not a curated record